Nothoprocta perdicaria is the source of this 929-nucleotide messenger RNA. RefSeq names its product superoxide dismutase 2 (gene SOD2). The coding region runs from base 115 to 645 and encodes 176 amino acids. Gene Ontology annotation, biological process: superoxide metabolic process. Lineage: Eukaryota; Metazoa; Chordata; Aves; Tinamiformes; Tinamidae. Gene Ontology annotation, molecular function: metal ion binding; superoxide dismutase activity. Gene Ontology annotation, cellular component: mitochondrion. The transcript is spliced from 4 exons. The record is from RefSeq and is a predicted model, not a curated record.
AGCAGCGCGAAGCUGGUAGCGCCAUUGGGAUGCUUGGUCUCUAGGCAAAAGCACACGCUUCCUGACCUGCCCUAUGACUAUGGGGCACUCGAACCUCACAUUAAUGCGGAAAUCAUGCAGUUGCACCACAGCAAGCACCAYGCUACCUACGUCAAUAACCUGAAUGUUGCAGAGGAGAAAUACAAAGAGGCGCUCGCAAAAGGUGAUGUUACAGCUCAAGUGUCUCUUCAGCCUGCACUUAAGUUCAAUGGUGGGGGCCAUAUCAAUCACACCAUCUUCUGGACAAACCUUUCUCCUAAUGGAGGAGGAGAGCCUAAAGGCGAAUUGAUGGAAGCCAUCAAACGGGACUUCGGUUCCUUUGCGAACUUCAAGGAGAAGCUGACAGCUGUAUCAGUUGGUGUCCAGGGAUCAGGUUGGGGAUGGCUUGGCUAUAACAAGGAGCAGGGGCGCCUACAAAUUGCAGCCUGUGCAAAUCAAGACCCUCUGCAAGGAACAACAGGUCUUAUUCCUUUGCUAGGAAUUGAUGUAUGGGAACAUGCUUAUUAUCUUCAGUACAAAAAUGUUCGACCUGAUUACCUGAAAGCCAUCUGGAAUGUGAUCAACUGGGAGAAUAUAUCUUCAAGAUACGCGUCCUGCAAAAAGUAGAGUGGGAUUCUUGUGCAGACUACUGAAAUGGCCUCACUUCUGCUUUAACACCACUCUUGUAGUAGUGUUUGUGGCUUACAAAUGAAUUGCUCCACUGCAGAAAAUACUUAGCUCAUCCAGCAAAAGCAUUUCAUAAUCAAGCRAAGUGUGUGCCUGUCUGUUUGAGAGGGAUAUUGACUUAGAUUUUUGAAGCUUUAAACUUGUGCGACAGAGAUACUUCAGGUAAUCUUUUCCACUGCCUAUAGAAACAUAACUGACCUUUCUCAAGGUUAAUGAGGUAAUGG